Molecule: messenger RNA, 1182 nt
Organism: Amoebophrya sp. A120
Lineage: Eukaryota; Dinophyceae; Syndiniales; Amoebophryaceae
Source: the annotation of a GenBank genome assembly
CUCCAGUGAAAUGGAAUGGGCACCAUAAGUCAGUGUGGUUUUUUGAUCGACAAGCGAACCCCGAAGCGACAAAAGUCAUUUCCAUAUGAACGCGUUAGCGAGCCUUUAGGCCCCCUUCGAUCGCUGCAUUGCGUCUCUCUGGUCUUUUUUUCUGUUUAUUUUUUAGUCCCUCAUUUCCAUCUGCACGAGAUAAUCCCACUAUUUCAGCCCUUUACUCAGUAGCACCAUCAUCAUCAUCAUGGUCGUCGUCAAGCGCUACGAAAAAACGGUCGCCGACCCCGAGGCCGCGUACCGCGCAGGGACCUUAAUCCGGGUGAAGUGGCCGCAUGUCGAUGGAACAGAUGGGUGGUAUACAGCCAUGCUCACAGCAGUCUCGGAGCGAGUAAAGCCUGUCAGGAAACGUAGGAAGCCGUCGCAUUAUCGCUACACGCUAAUGUGGGCCGACGGAAGCAAAUCUCUGGAAACGCGGCUGCUGCAUCUCAAGCACGAGACCCGCUUUAAGCCAAAAACACGCGACGGCGCGCGUGCGUUCAUUCAUUGCGGCAAUGCCAAAGUUGAGUUGCCUGUCGGUAUCUCUUACGACCAACGGAAAAACUCUACCUGCAAAAGCAAAGCCGUUCCCCGUUUGCGCGUCGCGCAGACUUUUGGAGUUUUGAGAGGCUGAUCUAGAGACCUCACAAUGUCUCUGGGACCGCAUCGAACGGGAAAACUCGCAGUUGAUGCGGCCAGUCGGAAAAGGCUCGGCAUCAUAUUGGAUCAUCUGCACGAGCAACGCCAGCGCCGGGACGACGAAAAUGCCACCAAAGCGGAUUUUCAGCUGGACGCCCCGACCUUCAAUGCUGCACAAGGCAGCGGAAAAAAGCGCAAAGGAGCUGGGGCUGCUCCGGAGGUCGAAAAACCAACAGCCUCGUCUGGAAUCGAGUCGGACGAUGACCUGGUCGUAGACGUGGGCAAGACACACCAGAAGAAGAUGUGAAAAAACCUACUUCGAAGCUUCCAUCCACUUCGAAGGUUUGUGCAAGAAAGUUGACAAAAGCGAAAAAUCAACUUGCCUCGUGGCAUGUAAUAAUUGAGUCAAGCCGCGAUCUCCUUCUCCGGUACACAUCAGAGUUCUUUUUUGUGUACUUACUUUCUAUGUAUACGACAAGCAACUUUGCAACGCUCAGAGAUGAAUGAAAUACA